GAUUCACAUAUGGCCAUAUGGGUAUGUGAAAUAUCCAUAUUUUAUAAAAUAAGUCAACUAAUUUUAUUAAAUUAGGGAUACAGACAAGUAUCUGUCCACCAUAGCCGGAAAGUAUCAUGUCCCUCAUUCAUGAUGUCAAUUUCCAUCCAAUGGAUGGGUACACCAAGGAGCUCCAUCUCGAGGGCUAACAAUGAGAUCCACCGGGCUUAGUUUAUUUGCCUCAUUAACUCCUUUUCAUUCUGUAAUCCUUAAAGAGCGUGGUAGAUUUUCAUCAAAUUUGGGUUAUACGAACUCAAUAAAGUCAAAGAAGUUGCACUCUUACCAUCAAAAGUUCGAAUUGAAUACCGAAUCUGUAAUGGGUGCAGAGCGUUAUCUUCCUCCUUGGUUUAGUGUUGCUCCAAUGAUGGAGUGGACAGAUAGUCACUACAGAACUAUGGCCAGGCUCAUUUCAAAACAUGCGUGGCUCUAUACUGAAAUGCUUGCAGCGGAAACAAUUAUAUAUCAGAAGGGAAAUUUGGUAACAUUCUGCACAAAGGGGAUCCCUUUUGGAAUUCCAAAUCUCAUCAAUUAGAAGCAGAUAGGUUCUUGGCAUAUGGACAUGAGCAGCAUCCUGUUGUACUUCAAAUUGGCGGAAAUGACUUAGGAAAUCUGGCAAAAGCUACAGAACUAGCAACUCCUUACGGCUACGAUGAGAUCAAUUUUAAUUGUGGAUGCCCCAGCCCCAGGGUAGCUGGACACGGGUGUUUUGGGGCCCGCCUCAUGCUUGAUCCAAAGUUUGUUGCUGAAGCUAUGUCAGUUAUUGCUUCUCAUACAAAUGUGCCUGUUAGUGUUAAAUGCAGAAUAGGAGUUGAUGACCAUGAUUCAUACCACGAACUCUGCGAUUUCAUUUACAAAGUUUCUUCACAGUCUCCAACUCGCCACUUUAUUAUACACUCCCGUAAAGCACUACUUAAUGGAAUAAGUCCGGCGGAUAAUCGAAAAAUACCUCCCCUCAAAUAUGAGUAUUUCUAUGCUCUCUUGCGUGAUUUUCCUGACCUGCAGUUUACAAUAAAUGGGGGCAUAAAUACCAUUAAUGAGAUAAAUGCUGCUCGGAGCGAAGGUGCUCAUGGGGUGAUGGUAGGACGUGGAGUAUACAACAAUCCAUGGCAGCUUCUAGGAAAUGUUGAUAGCGCAGUAUAUGGUGCACCACGUAGCGAGCUGACCCGCCGACAGGUCCUGGAGAAGUAUCAGGCUUAUGGAGAUUCAGUGCUGAAAAUAUAUGGACAAGGACCCACCAUCAGGGAUGUUGUCAAGCCUUUGCUUGGUCUGUUUUAUUCAGAGCCUGGAAAUAGUCUUUGGAAGCGCAAAGUUGAUGCUGCUUUCCAACACUGCACUACUGUAAAAUCCCUUCUUGAGGAGUCAAUUGUGGCCAUACCUGACUACGUUUUGGACUCUCCUGUUGCUGAGAUGACAACUGGCUCUUCGAAUGCUUUUACCAUCGCUAAGAGCAUUCUGCCCACUCCAUAUAGAAUCAGAGAAGAAGAAACGCUGUAUUCCUAGAUAGUUAGACACUCUUACUUUGUUAAGCUAUAACUGAUUCAUCGCAGCUUGCAUGCCAUGCAUGUGAUUUUUUUUUACAUGCUAUAACUGUUUAGUUACACAGGCAUAUCCAUGCAUGUGAUUUUUUUUUUGGGUGCUGCUUGUAAAACCCGGUGAUCCUUAUACCUGUAUAAUUCUUUUGUGGAUUCAAAUACUUGAAUGAAUACAGCAUUCUAUAACAAAUUCUGCUGGUUCUGGUAGCAGAAGUUUGAAGUAUCAGUACUGUACGUAUUUUUGAGACCAUGUAUUGGUUAAAUUGAGAAGCACUUCAUGUCUUCACACCAUGAUUAUGAAAAUAUG
This is a messenger RNA of Cuscuta epithymum, 1878 nucleotides long. The record is from the annotation of a GenBank genome assembly. Lineage: Eukaryota; Viridiplantae; Streptophyta; Magnoliopsida; Solanales; Convolvulaceae.